Messenger RNA from Pomacea canaliculata, 2282 nucleotides. RefSeq lists its product as uncharacterized. The transcript has 2 exons. The coding region runs from base 155 to 2167 and encodes 670 amino acids. Lineage: Eukaryota; Metazoa; Mollusca; Gastropoda; Architaenioglossa; Ampullariidae. The record is from RefSeq and is a predicted model, not a curated record.
UCUACCUUUGAUCUUUACUCGGGGGAAAGGUCAUGACCUGAACAAGUAUGAUGAGCAGAGGCCGCCUAUCGCUCAUCUUGAAGUGGUCUGCACUGAUCAGUCUUCUGCUCAAAAUACGGGCAACUCGAAACUGCCUCAGAUUGGAAAAGUCGCGAUGAUCAUCCAGGACAGACGAGCUCUGUGGUUCCUGGCAACUUUACAACAAAGAAGGCAGAAAAAGAAAGGGGUUUGCAAGCUAAUCAUUAUGGCGUUGAAGACGACCAGAAGUAACAUCGAUAAUUGCGCCACACCCGAUAAACGCAGAGAAUGCCACAUCAAAACUAUCGACAGCAUAAUCAAAGUUUUGAUAGAGAAACACAAACUGAAUUGCGAGGGUUUUGAACAGGGAUUGCUGAUCGCUGCUAAAGAACAGGAGGAUGGGCCAUCAUUUUUGUUCUUUUUGAAACUGCUCAUUGCUAAGGUUAACGACACUAAAAGUGUAUCACAGACUCCUUACGGUGGAGACUUGAGCUCCUCGUCAGCUUCCGCUCGAUGUAACAAUGUGGGAAGCGAUGAAGCGAUGAAAGGAUCGGACGAAGGAGGAAUAAUUUGUAAGAGCAGCAGCGAGUGCUUUUCUGCGGACGCAGGCAAGCAGGUCUCGCGGUUGGUGAACUUGAGUAAAAAGGAACUUCCUGGUUUCAAAGACGAUGUGAGGAAAGCUAAUGAACAGUUGGUUGGUUUCUGCGAAAACCCUGAAAAAUUAUCAGCAAGUCUUCGUAGUGCAAGACCGAAUAAACAAACACGCAAAGUUUGCGAACCUUCUGAGCACCUUUUACACUUUAGGCUUCCAAUAGAAGCAGUCAUGACUGAAAUGUCCAACUGUGGUUUUAGGUUUACUUUGAUUAAAGGAUGCUCAAGAGAAAAUACUGAAAAGACUGUGCCAACAAUCAGUAAAAAUAAGAAGCAAAUAUCAAAAUGUAAAAGUGAUGCAGACAUAGGACAUGGUGCAGAAAAAAAGAGCAUUCUCGCUUCUAUUGUCAUGGGCACAAGACCUGCCGCAGGUCAGUGUAGCCGCCACACACUAUCGUCCGACUUGAAGAUGUUUUAUGAAAAUAGAAACCAAGCAAUAAUGCAAAAUGUCGGGGUAUAUGCAGGCCCCGGUAUCGAAACUAUAACUGACUCACAACAGACGUUGCCGACUUAUGUUUCUGCUGAGGCUACAGCAAGAAAAGUAACUAUAGAUCCCACGGAAUCUUCGGUAGUGACUGUUGAUGAAGUUCGAGGACAGCAGUCAGAGCCACUCCAGGACACGUCAUCUGGUGCAGGAGGACAACAGGAGUUUCAGUCCCAUUUUCUUCCAAGAGAGAUUACGAAGAGAAAUGGAGCUCUGUGGGCCGAACACUGGUUAGGUGCUGAAUGGCGUGCAGAAAUGAACCAUGACAGAGGUGUCCUGCAACCAAACUGGCCUCUAUCUUCACAGGACGGUCGUGUAAGCCAACAACCGUUGGCGACAGAUCUUCGUAUGGUGUCGCUCCAGCAGCAAGCUUUGCUGAGAAACACCGCGCAAUACGCUUAUACACCUGUCCAACAGAUGGAGAACUCUUUCAAUCCCGUCCAACAGAGGAACAACUGUGUUCUGCCGGUCCAGCAGAGGCAGUACUGUGUUCUGCCCGUCCAACAGGUGUCACUGCGAGGCUGGUAUCGACAUCCCCCCGCAGUAAGUCACCUUAAUCAGCAACAGCAAGUGCAUUGGUCGUCAUCUUCUCAUUUAACCCCUCACCUAUCGUCUAGGCAUGGUCAUCCACCGUGCUACCAACAGCCGACAAUAGUUCAGCAACACAGACAAGAAACUGGUUUUGCUGCGCCGAAACAACGCAUCGAAAACCACAGGGCACUGCCAGAGAUUCGGCCUCCAACCUCAGACCAGUCGACGGAGGAGUCCAGUGCAAAUAAAACCAGGACCAGGCCUUUCUCCGUAGUUGACUGCAACCUGGGCGAGAUCAUGGACAACCCUCUGACCAGAUCGUCUCCCUUCACCGUCAACCUGAACAUGUCCAUUUGGUCGCCCGGGUACCAUCUGCUUCCACAGAUAGAAGACUCCUGCCUGUGGGAGACAAUGGAGACCUGUCGCUGCUACCAGAAGAAACCAUGUGGUCUCAAAUGCAUCCAGCGCCACUGGCUAUCAUGAAGGUGUAUACCACUGAGAAUCCAAAAGUGAAAUUUCCGAAGAACAAAUCAAUGCGUCAGAUAGAAAUAAACGGCGACGAUCUUAUUUUCGUGUGUCAUGUCUCACAGGAUAUGAA